Messenger RNA from Cuscuta campestris, 1320 nucleotides. The record is from the annotation of a GenBank genome assembly. Lineage: Eukaryota; Viridiplantae; Streptophyta; Magnoliopsida; Solanales; Convolvulaceae.
AUCCGAACCAAACUACAAAAAGUGGAGUAAACUUUUUCGUCUACUUGCUCUUCGCUUCAAUCUCAUGGGAUUUCUCGACGGCACCACUAUUGCCGCCUCCUCCGACGACGUUGAAUGGCUCCAGUUCGAUGCCCUCCUUCAAGGGUGGAUUCUCUCCACUAUCACUGACGAGGUUUCAGAUCUUGUUCUCGCCAACAGCCCCUCCGCUCAUUCCCUCUGGACAGCGAUCUACAAAUUAUUUCAUGACAACAAACAUGCUCGGGCGAUGCAAUUGGAGCAUCGUUUUCGCACAACCGUCAAGGGCAACCGGACGAUCAAUGAAUAUUGUCAUCUCCUCAAAAAUCUUGCUGACUAUCUCGAUGAUGUGGAUGCUCCGGUGACCGAACAUGCCUUGGUUUUACAGGUUCUUCAGGGGUUGCCGCAAGACAUACAAGGCCAGGUCACUUUUCUUCAGUAUCAGACUCCUUUUCCGACUUUUUUGGAGGUCCGUUCGGCCCUAUUGCUCGUCGAACAACAACAAACCGACGCCACCCAUGGCACCGGCUCAUCGACGACACUCCUCAGCACUGGCAGUGGCGGCGGGUCUCCAGCGGCGGGCGGACAGCAGCUGCAGGCAGGGGUCCUGGGCGCGGCUAUGGUAGUCAAUCUCGACCCUUCAACAGUGGAAACCGCGGACGGGGACGUGGCCGUGGUCGUGGCGGCUCGAAUCAGCGACAACCCAUUGUUAAGAAGUGGUUUGGAGACCACAAGGGUAAGUGUUGAAAUUAAUUUGGAGAAUCAGGUCAGUUUAUCUGAGGUUGCUACUUCUUUUGAUUCUGAAUUAGAAUCUGAAACUGAGGUAAUUGUUUCUCCUUUCCAAUCACAUAAUAACAUGGUAACUUUAAGGGAACUAGCUGCACCUGACCUUCAGACCCAGCCCAUGUCCAUUACAUAUGCUGUUUUGGAAAAACCAUUGAAAUUAAACUCUGGAUUUUUGAAUAUGCUUCCCAAGUUUCAUGGCCUGCCUGGUGAAGACCCUUAUAGACAUGUUAAUGAGUUCCUCAUAACAUGUGCAGCCAUGGAACUUGAAGGAGUUCCUCAAGAGCAAAUCAGACUUAGGGCCUUUCCCUUUUCAGUGAUGGAUAGAGCAAAAGAUUGGCUGUACUAUAUGCCUCCAGGGUCUUUUACAACCUGGCCAUCACUGCAUAGGGCAUUCUUAGAGGAGUUCUUCCCUGCCUCUAGAAUAGGAUCUAUUAAAAAGGAUAUCUGUGGGAUAAAACAACUGGGGAAUGAAUCAUUUUCUGAAUAUUAGAAGAGAUUCAAUAAACUCUGUACUAGUUG